AUGGUGUGCAAGUGUGGUGAGUUCUUUUCCGAUUCCGCCUCAACUGCUUCUUCUCAUUCUGAUCCCUUUCAGACUGCAAGAACAAGCAAUGCAAAUGCGGAGACAAGUGUGAGUGCACUGCCGAGAAGUGCUGCGAGAAGUUCUGUUGUGAGGAGGCGAGCGAGAAGAAGUGCUGUGCCGAAGGAUGUGAGGGAAACUGCAAGUGCCCCAGUUGUCACUGCUCCGAGCAGAAGAAGUGCUGCACGAAGGGACACCAUCACUCAGAGACUGCCGCUGCUCACUGA
Caenorhabditis sp. 36 PRJEB53466 is the source of this 284-nucleotide messenger RNA. The record is from the annotation of a GenBank genome assembly. Lineage: Eukaryota; Metazoa; Nematoda; Chromadorea; Rhabditida; Rhabditidae.